AUGUUGUGGGCUUUCAGGAAGUCUGGUCCUAUUAAUAGUGCAAUUGUGACAUCUGCGGUGGUGAAUGCUCAACUGUAUGGCCUUGCUCCCAAAUCUCCAGAGGAGGAAAUGGAGGCCAUUUGUUCAUUCUUCUUUAUUGGUCCUAUGUUUGUUCUUCCUGAAGUUUUGGAAGCUAUGUAUGGGAGUGGCAGGGCCCUCUGGCUUGCUGUCUGGUUGUUUCACUUUGAUCCUGUGGUUGAGUGGAUUCUGACUAUGUCUGGAAGUUGGCAGUUCAUAGCGGGGUUUGUAAUAUCCUGUCUUAACUUGUGCCAGGUGUACGGCAGACAAGUCACAGAACCUAUAGCUGGAAGAAAUGAAGAUCCUACGUACAGAUACGUGAAACCAAAUCUUAUUACAGAACUCCUCAACGCCGGUCAGGAUAUUAGAAAAAACUCGAGCAAGGGGCUGGAGUAUUACCUGAAUAACUACGGACCCUUAGCCAAGAUCAUAGUCACAGAUUUCAUGGAUUCGUUUGGCUUCGCCAGAAACCUCCAGCUCGCCAUUCCUAUAGUGGCCAAGAUGUUGGUGAUCAUUCUCUACGCUGCCAUGCAAUUUCAGCCUUCACUGGAGGAGUUCAAGGAAACGGCUCGGUCUGCCUACGUUUUUCUGCUGAGUUUUAACUCUCCAGAACUAAACGUCAUGAAUGACAUCACCGAUAGGGUUUUUGAGGCACUAGAUGGGGAACAUGCUCCCCCACAUUGAUUUAUACCUGGAUUGCACGUUUAUCGAGUUGGCUGUAUUGAGAGAUACGCAGCCAAUGCAACAUAAAGGAGAAUUGUUUGUGAAUGUCCAUAACAGGAAUCGUGUAACUGUGAUCUGAAUUUUACUAAUAAAAUAAUUACGCAGGCCCUUUUUCUGAAAAA
Macrobrachium nipponense is the source of this 902-nucleotide messenger RNA. RefSeq lists its product as uncharacterized. The transcript has 5 exons. The record is from RefSeq and is a predicted model, not a curated record. Bases 1 to 741 code for a protein of 246 amino acids. NCBI's taxonomy places the organism in Eukaryota, Metazoa, Arthropoda, Malacostraca, Decapoda, Palaemonidae.